Messenger RNA from Spea bombifrons (plains spadefoot toad), 1673 nucleotides. RefSeq names its product CDP-diacylglycerol synthase 1 (gene CDS1). The transcript is spliced from 13 exons. Gene Ontology annotation, cellular component: endoplasmic reticulum membrane. The record is from RefSeq and is a predicted model, not a curated record. Lineage: Eukaryota; Metazoa; Chordata; Amphibia; Anura; Pelobatidae. The coding region runs from base 330 to 1655 and encodes 441 amino acids. Gene Ontology annotation, molecular function: phosphatidate cytidylyltransferase activity.
UGCACUGCACAGAUAGUCACCUCCAGGAGGGCACAGGACAGCGUGAUACCAACCGCUCCCUCCCGGCGACUGCAAACAGGGUGCAGCCUUCAUGAUACCUCCGCACCUCUUGGAGUAAACCCAGAAGACGGCACAGGGGAGGAACAACGGAGUGUUAGCGAGGAGUCAUAAUGAGAACAUAAUAAUAGUAACAGGAGUUCGUCUCUCCAGCUUCCGGGUGGCGUGUGAUCCGCCUCUUGUCUCAGCCGAUCACUGCGAUCUCUUAUCCCCCUCUCACCUGCACCUGGCCGUGCUAAUACCCCUGCCCGUGCCCUGCUUACAGCCCUGCCAUGGAUGGGCUCAGGAGGAGAGGAGCCGAGGAACCUGAACAGGACUACAGUGACAAAGAACCAGUCGUAGAUGACAAGUUUGUGGAAGGAGAGGCCAACACUCCAUCUGAGGCCCCAGAUGUCCCUCCCUCAUCUGACAGCACUCCAAAGGUCCUCAAAGGGGUUCUGUCUGGUCUGUCUUCAAGGUGGAAAAACUGGUGGAUCCGUGGGAUCUUUAGUUUAUCGAUGAUAUCAUUGUUUUUUUUGCUCAUUUACAUGGGGCCAAUCAUGCUGAUACUUUUGGUAUCUGCUAUUCAAGUGAAAUGCUACCAUGAAAUAAUCUCCAUUGGGCACAGAGUAUACAAAUCCUAUGAACUUCCAUGGUUCAGGACCCUGAGCUGGUACUUCUUAUUGUGUGUUAACUACUUUUUCUAUGGAGAGACCUUGGCUGAUUACUUUGCAACCUAUGUACAGAGAGAGGAGUUGCUGCAGUUUCUCGUUCGCUACCAUCGGUUCAUAUCAUUUGCAUUAUAUCUUAUAGGUUUCUGCAUGUUUGUAAUCAGCUUAGUGAAGAAACAAUAUCGCCUGCAAUUUUACAUGUUUGGAUGGACACAUGUCACUCUGCUGAUCACGGUCACUCAAUCUCAUCUAGUCAUCCAAAAUCUGUUUGAUGGAAUGAUCUGGUUUUUAGUUCCAGCAUGCAUUGUUAUCUGCAAUGAUAUAAUGGCCUACCUGUUUGGGUUCUUUUUUGGCAGGACUCCAUUAAUUAAGUUGUCUCCAAAAAAGACCUGGGAAGGGUUUAUUGGAGGCUUCUUCCUGACCGUCGUAUUUGGAUUUAUUUUUGCCUACAUCUUGGCACAGUUUCAGUAUUUUGUGUGUCCUCUGGAAUAUAACGGUGAAACAAACAGCUUCUCCGCUGAGUGUGAGCCGUCUGACAUCUUCAGAAUCCACAGUUACUCUGUUCCUCCAUUUCUGCAAGUUGUCCUUGGAAAGACUGUAAGGAUGUACCCAUUCCAGAUUCACAGUAUUGCACUGUCGACCUUUGGAUCCUUGAUUGGACCAUUUGGUGGCUUCUUUGCCAGUGGCUUUAAGAGAGCCUUCAAAAUUAAGGACUUUGCUGAUACUAUUCCUGGGCACGGAGGUAUCAUGGAUCGUUUUGACUGUCAGUACUUAAUGGCUACCUUUGUCCAUGUGUACAUCACAAGUUUUAUAAGGGGUCCUAACCCAAGCAAAGUUCUGCAGCAGCUACUUGUUUUACAACCUGAACAACAGAUCAACAUCUACAAGACCUUGAAGGCUUAUUUGAUUGAGAAAGGGCUCAUCCAAGCAGCUGUUCCUGACCUAUAACUAAACCCACAUGACUGA